CACUGCAUGAUGCGGCGAGACGUCCACCUCUCUGAUGGAGUGUCUGUGUCUACGGCUAUGGCUACGUCGUAGACAUUGUCUAUCGUCUAAAUCCCGGGCGGGAUCGCAUUUCGUCAAAGUCGAGAUCCUGGGGAGUGGGACGUCUCAUCGUCGUAUCGUACGACAUAUGUCGUCGCUUGUACUAAGUCAAGCUGAUCAGGCACAGACGCAUCCAAAAUUCUGAAUAGUAACGGUUAUAAUUUUUCGGGCAUAUGAUACAACUGUAGAAAAGUAUUAUCACCGCGCAGUAGAAACGCACCAAGAUCAACCAAGACGCACGUUUGGAUAUUGAAAUUCCAUCGAGCAUCAUCGCCGGGAAGAGGGAAAGCGAGAGACCAAAAAAGAAAAGUUCGCGAGGACGCCGUUCUCGCAGCGCUUCCAUGUCUUUCCGAAGUCACUUCCGAUCCCAGUGAAGUGGCGCCAAGGACUAUGUUCUGUGAUAAACUGUGGUAGGUUAGGCACAAAUUGGCUCGAGAUAUCUAGUCGAGAUUUUGACUGUGCACUUUCGCAAAUGAAGAUGAGCGGGGAUAUGUUCGAGGGGAAGGAUUAUCCGACUCAGUGGGCGCUCAAUCCUUCCGCUUAUCAAAACAUGAGUAACGAUCAAGUGGAUUGGGCUGCUCUGGCGCAGCAAUGGAUAAAGAUGAAGGAAACUGUCGUGCCACCAGCUCCACCACCACCCAGCAUAAAUCCUGUAUGUGCGAAUGAUAGUGGAGAGGCACCAAUGGACAUGGAUACUAAGGACGAUGAUGUGCCUCCAGCACCACCUGCACCGACCAUCAGUGGAUCCGAAGCCUGGACUCAGUGGAACCAAUGGGGUCACUGGAACGCCUCAACAUCUGGAACCGGGAAUUGGGAAUGGAGUGGCGUUCCUCCCCCGGGUGUUACCGUAGAUCCCGAUGGCAAACCAAUUGGACUUCCAGCUGUACCGGUUAUUCCACCUGCACCAACGAUAUCUACCACUACUGAUUUCAACACACCUCCCCCUGCGCCGUCGCUGUACUCGUAUAAUUCGGUGCCACCUGGACAACCAUAUAAUCAGGUUUCUAACUAUUGGUCUGGUGAGCCACCUAAUGCAAUAUCACCACAGCCGCUUCCUUUUAUGAAGGGCAUGAGGCAUACAAGUAGAGGACCUCACAUGAGAGCGAUGGAUUCUAUUCGUGGUCGAGAUGACAGAGAAAAGACACCGGAGGAAGAUACUACUACAACUAUAGACGCCGCAAAACGAAGACAGUUGCCGGCAUGGAUCCGCGAAGGUCUGGAAAAAAUGGAAAAGGAGAAACAGAAAGCCAUGGAGAAAGAAAGGCUAGAGAUACUGAGAAAGCAGGAAUUGGAAGCUCGCAAGCAAGCAGAGGAUGAGGCGCGUGCAGUGCUCAAUCCGAGCAAGAGUAAAUUUGAUUCGGAUUCGGAAAAGGAAAUUGAGCAGGAUUUCGAUACGAGUAAUACACGCGGACAACAAUCUGUGGAAAAGAGCUACGAUCGCACCCCGGAUAUCAUUGUUCGGCCACGAAAAUCACGAUUCAGGGACGCUGAUUCACCCGAGUCUCAUACGGGACCCGAUGAGAGUCCGACUGCUGCGGUUAGUAUGGUUCCGAUUGUGCAGAAACGGUCUCGAGAAGAAAUUUUACAGGAUGUGAUGUUGAAAGUGAGGAGAUCAUUGACGGAAAUACUUCUGGAAGUGACGAACGAAGAAAUUGGUGCGGUAUGCAGGGAGGUUUGGAGCCGCGCACGUGCCAAAGUCCCUGCAGGAGAGACCCCCGUCGCAUCCCUCAACAUGGCCCCUCUUGCUCAGAUCACUCACGAAUCACUCGGUCUGAGCAUCUAUAACGACAGUAACAGCGAAUCCGAGGAGGAACAGAGUGAACACGCGCAGAUUCAGAAUGAUGAUAGCGAUGAAGAGUUGAAGGAAACACUGAGACGACGACAGCAGGCAUUUCGCAAGACGGAGGAGGAGAUCGAGGCACGGCUCGCUGAGGAAGAGGAGGAGGAGGAGCAGCGUAGCGAAGAGCAGUACAGUAAUAAGCAACAGGAAAAUCAUACCGGUAAUACUAGCUGCCGAGAGUCAGUUGAUGAAAAAGAAACGGUAGAUAAUCAGAGAGAAGCGUCCGAGACUUUGUCGAGCGGCGGUCAAAGCCCAACAGCGGCGGUGCCGCAGAACGCGCCGGCGGCCGACGGCCAGCAGGUAGCGAAGCCGAGCAGCAUCGUAUCGGGAUCCGCCGAUUCAGAGUCGAGCAGCACCGAGUCCACGAGCAGCUUGUCUGAGUCGAGCCGCGAAUCCGCGCCCAAGAAGCAUCACGAGAAAGCGCGCAAACAACAGUCGCAGCAGCAACAGCAUAAACAGCGUUACAAUCGACGGCGGAAGUCUAAGAGCAGGAGCAAGUCACGAAGUGGUAGACGGUCCACCAGAUCGUCGCGCUCAUCUGAACGUGGCGGCGGUGGCGGCGGCGGUGGCGGCGGCGGCGGUGGCGGUGGUGGCGGCGGGAGGGGGGACUAUCGCUCGCGAUCCUCCAGCGGUCACAGAUCCAGCAGAAAGCGUCGCACGCGGUCGCGCGACAGGAAACGUGUGAGAUCACGUUCGCGCAGCUACCGUCGUUCCAGAUCGACGUCCACCAACAGAAAGUGGUCUUCGCGGUCGCAUUCUCGUAGAUGGAAAUCGCGUUCACAUUCCAGAGAAAGGCGACGAGGUAGUCGGUCGCGCAGCAAGUCGCGCGGAACUAAACGCGGAAGAUCGCGCUCGAGAACGCGCAGCCGCUCGCGGGAUCACAGACGGUCAAGAUCCUACGUUUCUGGGAGGAGCCAACGACGGGGCAGUCGAUCCAGAUCACGAGACCGAAGUAGAAAGUCACGGUCCAAGUCGAGCUAUCGUGAUGGUAAGAAGUCAUCGCAUCGAUACAGGAAUUGAGGUCAGGAUCCGCUCCUAGCCAAGCAUCUUCUACUGGCUUCUACUGGACUUCAACGUUUUACUAUGAUUCGGUUCGUCAACAUAAACAGCAUUGUGGUACAGUUGCAAUUUUGAAUACGCGUUCUCAAUCUUUUAUCUCAGAUAGUAUAUUAAAGUCAUAAUACUAAAUAGUAGGUACUGAGUAGGUACUGAGUAAUAAAUAGUAGGUACUGAUAGCUUUAUGUUAUAGACUCUAAUAUUACUUGCUCUAAUGUACAAAAGUCUAUCUUUCUUUCCUAAAAAAAGGAACACGUAAUCAAAAUUUAUACGAUUACGAGAAAGACGAACGUGAAAUAAAAUU
Acromyrmex echinatior (Panamanian leafcutter ant) is the source of this 3278-nucleotide messenger RNA. RefSeq lists its product as uncharacterized. NCBI's taxonomy places the organism in Eukaryota, Metazoa, Arthropoda, Insecta, Hymenoptera, Formicidae. The record is from RefSeq and is a predicted model, not a curated record.